CGUCCGCGUGCGUGGUUCAGUCAGCAACUGUGAAAGAUGCUUUCAGGAACAUCACAGUCAUCUUUACGCGCAGAUGCAGUAGAGUUCACGCCGUCAAGUGCGAGCUUCCAUCCCCAACCACUUCCUUACUAUGUCCAUGGUUUGACCGGCGCGCAGCAGGAGGCGCACCCUGCUUGCUAUGCACCAGCUGCCGAACAUGCAUACCUACUUUCCAAUAACGUUCAUUAUAGAAACAUGUUGCCAAGUUGGGAAUGGUCAUCGUACGGUUUACCUCAGCCACCCACCAUGCCACAGCCUCCUAUGGACCUGCCGGUACCGAUGGAAGUUGAUCUAAGCGACGCCGGAGCUUUCCCAAGACCUCAUAGACCAAAUAUUGGACAGAGAGGCAGACCAGUAAGGCUUCUUACAAACUUUUACAGAAUGUCGUCUCCUGAUAUAAAAAUCUAUCAUUAUGAUGUCGAAAUCCACCCAGAAAAUAUUGUUGCAGUCAAUCGCAAAGUUUUAGAAGCAUGGCGACGAAUGCCUCGAGAUCCUACGCAAAGUCAUGUUGCUGCAGCCGCUGUCUAUGAUGGGCGGAGAAACCUAUUUAUGCCGACAGAGUAUCCACUGGCCAACGAAACAACAUUCCGGGGAAAGACUCGACGUGAGGAGGUAUUUUAUGUCGAGCUUUCUGAAAGUGUGGUUGCUGAGGCUGUUGGAGCCCACCCAGUGAAACGUGGACCUCAGCGCUACAAACUUCGACUACGAAAGGUAGCAGAGAUAGACAUGGAGCGCCUUCACAAGUUUCUGGACGGCCGUUCUCUAGAGUUGCCGCGAGAGACCAUAAUGGUUCUGGAAGUCAUGCUGCGACAUCGUCCAGCACUGCUUUUGCAAUCAGGUGGAACAGGAGGUGGUUUCUACACCAGCGACGGUGCAAUGCGCAUUCGGGGAGGACUGGCCAUACACCCUGGAUGGUAUCAGAGCCUCAGGCCGACCUUUGGUCAAUUGUUGUUAAAUUUGGAUAUCUCCUCGACGGCCUUUUACCAGAACGGAGCACUUCUGGAUAUCGUAGCCCGCUUCUUUCAAAGAGAAACCAUUCAGGAAGUCAGUAUAGAGACGUCGCGCGAUCUUCAACGACUUACCCGCUUUCUGCAAGAUGUCUCUAUAGAAAUUACGUACCGCACGACCGGUCGUCGCCGCUACAAAGUGAAAGGCCUCACUCCCACAUCAGCAGUCGAAACUCACCUCACAAUUGGCAAAAGUUCAUCAAUGCAAUAUAUCAGCGUCGCCGAAUAUUUCAAGCAAAAAUAUGACAUUGAAUUGGCCCAUCCAAAUUUACCCUGCGUUACCUCGGGGACGAAGAAUGACAUUGUAAUUCCAAUGGAGUUGUGUGUCGUGCGGCCGAAUCAGCGACAUACUGGGAGACUCAACGAUAGACAGGCUUCAGAGAUGGUGAAGAUUACGGCGUUAUUGCCCAAAAACAGACUAGGGAGGAUUGAGCAAGGCAAACAAGUAAUGCACAGCGAUGCAGCGCUCUUCGCAGCCUGGGGGGUACAGCUCGAGCCGCAAAUGGUUGAGAUAGAAGGUCGAAUUCUACCGCCCCCACAACUCUCAUUUCAACCACUUCCUCAGCCGCUUCUUCCCGGCCAGCCAAAUCUCGCUUCACAAACAUCAAAUCUGAUUGGGAUUCCGGAGUUUGGGGCAUGGAAGAUGGAGCGUACUCGGAAAUUUGCAGCUGGUGCUUCACUCAGAUUCUGGUCCGUUGCGGUGUUUGGGGAUGAAAAAGACGUUCCUAUUGAAACUGUUCAGGCAUUUGUUCUGAUGCUCAUUCACGCUAUGGAGGAUAAAGGAAUGGAAGUGUAUAACCACAGACCAGAGAUUGUGUAUGGGCCCGCAAGGAGUGAGGUUGCGGCCACAUUGACGCUGGCGGAAGAGAAAGCACGGGAGAACCCUGAAGCUGGCGCCAGAGUCUUGGGUGGGUUAUCUGGCCACGCAGAGGUGCAGCUGGUAUUGUGCAUCAUUUCUCAGAAGCAUACUGUCUACAAUGACAUCAAGCGUGUUGCUGAAACCCAAAUGGGUCUCAUGACACAGUGUUGCAUGUCUCGUCAAGUGCUAAAGCUUGAAGCAGCAUAUGUUGGCAAUCUAAUCCUAAAACUUAAUACCAAGCUGGGCGGUAUUAACGUCUUUGUGGAUCCUGUUAAACAAUUGAGAUGUUUGGGUGAGCGGACGAGUACCAUGAUCUUUGGUGCGGACGUGACACAUCCACCACCUGGGACCAUCGAAGGACGGAGUAUUGCAGCCGUGGUGGGCAGUGUAGACAGCAGGUUUUGUGAGUACCGGGCAUCGAUUCGCAUCCAAAAUGCCCGGCAAGAAAUUAUUACCGAUUUGGCGUCGAUGGCAUCCGAGCUCCUCGACCUGUUUUACCAACGUGCUAAAAUCUAUCCCAAGCGGAUCAUAUUUUAUCGUGAUGGUGUUUCGGAUGGUCAAUUUACUGAAGUUGCUUUGCAAGAGAUUGCAAACUUGAGGAAGGCGCUUGUGGACAAGGGUGUUCAAGACGCGCGAAUUACAUUCCUGGUGGUGAACAAGCGACAUCAUGUUAGAGUUUUCCCAGUGGAAGACGGACUGGAGAGAGGAAGAGUGAUGGAUCGCAAGGGAAACGCUAUGCCUGGGACGGUGGUUGAUACUGGUAUUGUCCAUCCAUACGAGUUUGAUUUCUACCUUACCUCCCACGCCGGACUGCAAGGAACAUCUAAACCAGCACAUUAUCAUGUCUUGUACGAUGAGAACAGAUUUACGGCUGACGAUCUUCAGGAAUUGACGUAUCGGCUGUGUUAUUUGUAUGCCAGGAGCACGCGUUCAGUAAGUAUCGUUCCUCCCGCGUACUAUGCCCAUCUCGUCGCUGCGCGGGCACGAUGCCAUGCAGCAUCCAUGCAGUCGACUUCAGCAACGGGUAUAACAGUGAAGGAAGGAGAUUUCAAUUCAAUGGCAGAACAAAAUGAGACCCCCAAAAAACGGGUGGGCGUUUUGGAGAUUGGAAAAGUGGCAGUGGAGUUGCAGAGGAAAAUGUAUUUUACUUGAUGAUGGGCUAGAAAGUAGAUAGCAUUUGUGUAACUGUCGUUGUUUAUAGUUUUUUUUUGUUCAUAGCUUGGAUUCUAGACUGAAUAUACUUUCCUUCUUAUAGGCUA
Messenger RNA from Spizellomyces punctatus DAOM BR117, 3164 nucleotides. RefSeq lists its product as uncharacterized. Gene Ontology annotation, molecular function: RNA binding; protein binding. The transcript is spliced from 8 exons. The record is from RefSeq and is a predicted model, not a curated record. Lineage: Eukaryota; Fungi; Chytridiomycota; Chytridiomycetes; Spizellomycetales; Spizellomycetaceae. Bases 37 to 3057 code for a protein of 1006 amino acids.